Pararge aegeria (speckled wood butterfly) is the source of this 2630-nucleotide messenger RNA. RefSeq names its product ethanolaminephosphotransferase 1. NCBI's taxonomy places the organism in Eukaryota, Metazoa, Arthropoda, Insecta, Lepidoptera, Nymphalidae. Bases 148 to 1305 code for a protein of 385 amino acids. Gene Ontology annotation, molecular function: ethanolaminephosphotransferase activity. The record is from RefSeq and is a predicted model, not a curated record. The transcript has 9 exons. Gene Ontology annotation, biological process: phosphatidylethanolamine biosynthetic process. Gene Ontology annotation, cellular component: Golgi apparatus; endoplasmic reticulum membrane.
AUGAGUGGUAGGUUUGUGAGAAAUGCAAAAUUCGUAUUCUGUAAUAAUUAUUCGCAAAUUACAGUCAAGCUGAAAAAUAUUAAAGAAUUUAUCUAAACGAUAAGGUACCAAUCUCACUGUACAGUAUUUGCCUAAACCUGUAAUAUAAUGGCCCGUUUCCUGUCAAAGGACCAAUUGGAAGGUUUUGAAAAAUAUAAGUAUAAUUCCAUUGACACAAGCAUAUUAAGUAAUUAUGUUAUGCAUCCAUUCUGGAAUUGGUGCGUACAGUUUUGCCCGGUGUGGGUGGCACCAAACCUGCUAACAUUUACUGGCUUUCUACUGACAGUCCUUAACUUUCUGUUGUUCUCGUACUAUGAUUAUGGAUUCCAUGCCCUCACAAAGGAGAAUGUAACCGAUGAUCACAUACCCAGCUGGGUAUGGGCAGUAACUGCAGUAAAUUUAUUUGUGGCUUAUACACUCGACGGUAUUGAUGGCAAGCAAGCUCGUCGCACGGGCAGCAGCGGUCCUUUGGGUGAAUUGUUCGACCAUGGUCUCGAUUCGUAUUCAACAGUUCUUAUACCCACAUGCUUGUUCAGCAUAUUUGGAAGGGACGAGCUAAGCCCAUUACGGUUUUUCUUCGUCAUAUGGAAUAUAUUUAUAAACUUCUACCUCACACAUUGGGAAAAAUAUAAUACGGGCGUCAUGUUCUUGCCUUGGGGUUACGACUUUACAAUGAUUGGUUCGUGCAUUCUCUUGCUAGUGACGUCAGUGAUCGGGCCGCACGCGUGGCACGUGAGCCUGCCGGGUGGUCUCACCCCCGGGAUAGUGUUUGAGGUGGUGCUUUACUUCUCCGCGAUGAUCACCAGCCAGACUGUCAUACUAUGGAACAUUUACAAAUCAUAUCGAGACCGCACUGGCAAAAUGCGCCCCUUCUUGGAGGCAGUGAGACCACUCGUGCCUUUGCUGAGUUUCUUUAUACUUAGCACAGUGUGGGCGCUUUACUCGCCGAGCGGCGUGCUCAACAGAGGGCCUAGGCUCUUUUACGUGCUCACCGGGACUAUAUUCUCCAACAUUAAUUGUCGUCUGAUCGUAUCGCAAAUGAGUGACACCCGCUGCGAGGUGUUCAACGGCCUACUGGUGCCCUACGCGUUGGUGCUGUGGGCGGUGUUCUGGUACCACGUGACGCCAAUGACUGAGCUGAUGCUUUUGACUGCGCUAACGGCCCUUGCCUCCGCUGGGCAUCUCUACUAUGGCACCAAAGUGGUACAGGAAAUGUGUGAACAUUUUAAAAUAUCAUGUUUCCGCAUAAAGCCAAAGAUAAAAUAAGAAAAUUAGUGAAUAUUAAUUUAUUAUGUCGUUAAACAUUCGAUUGAUGUUACUUACCUCUAAUCUUAUGUAUUUUAAUAGUUUAGUUUUUUUGGGAUUUUAUAUAUACUAAUAAUUAUUAAACACAGCAUUUCAGUUAAGUGUAUUAUAUACCAAUCAAUUGUAUUACACUAUAAUAAAUUAAGGAUGUAUUCAAAUGAACCGCAUAUACUUAUAUAUUCAAGGGACCUGGUCUGUCUGUAUGCCUCAGUGGUCGAUCUAUGAAAUCAUUAAUACUUACGAUUGAGAAAUAAAAAUAAUAUGUACAAAGAGUAAGAAUUUUGCAGCAUGUUUCUGAUUAGCAGUGCAUGCUUUUUAUUCGAAAAAAAAAUAUUCUUACCGAUCGAAAAGUAGACACAACUUCAAUAGCCACCUAUGAUACAGGUUUGCGUUGAGUGGGCGACGGAAAUUUCCUUUAUUGUAGAAUUGCUUAGUGUUUCUUGAUUUUAUAUUAUUUUCAUUAGUACUUCUUCCUUAAUCGACCACUGAGAUAAUAGUUUAUGGCGUGUGACCUAGCACGGCUGGAAUUAGGUAACUACGCACUUAAUUUGAAUAUAUCAUUAGGCACCUGCCCCACCACCGCGUCGCUGACGAUUAAAAGACACAUGAAACGCGCAACUAUCGAAUUAUUCCGCGUAACUGAAAGCAGUAAAUAACACAUCCACAAUGUUAUAUUAAAAUAUAGUUCACAUUGCCGGUGAGAACUCUUGCUCCACAAGUUUGUCGCUGCGAAAUAAGCUGUCAAAGAAAAAAUUUGCAUCUGCAUUUAUAUUGGUAGUAAUAUUAGUUGCAAACUACGCAUAAAUUAUGAUGGCGCUAUGUGUUAAACUGACACCAAUGUAUUAUAUAUGUAUACUUUUCCAUCUCGCUGCGUUAUAUCUUCUCCCUCAUGUCAGGAACGUGACCGCGACAUACCACUAAAAACUCUUCUCCAAAAAAUAAGAAGUUUCACUUCGAGAAUCUCUCUUGUUAAAAUAUAAUACAAAAUUCUUAACUUUACUUUUUAUUACUUGUUAAUGUACAAUUCUCCUGCAAGUUUGGUUGUCGUCUAACUGGAUCGGUAACGCUGGGUCCCUCAAAAAACAUAAUUGGACCCGGUAGGUAGGUAGGCGCUGCUUAACCAGGUGGGACGACGUCUGCGAAGUCAGCUAGAUAUCACUAGUUGGCUAAAAAUUGAUAGUUGAUUAGUAGUUCGUUUAAUUUUUCGCAACGAUAAAGGCAAAUACUGGAUAGAAGCAGGCGUUGCGGAAAUCCAUAAUAUAUUAUGAAAAUUAAACUAACAUCGC